This is a messenger RNA of Girardinichthys multiradiatus, 4157 nucleotides long. Its product is annotated as SEC14-like protein 1. The record is from RefSeq and is a predicted model, not a curated record. NCBI's taxonomy places the organism in Eukaryota, Metazoa, Chordata, Actinopteri, Cyprinodontiformes, Goodeidae. Bases 410 to 2620 code for a protein of 736 amino acids. Gene Ontology annotation, biological process: negative regulation of RIG-I signaling pathway. Gene Ontology annotation, molecular function: RIG-I binding. The transcript is spliced from 17 exons. Gene Ontology annotation, cellular component: cytosol; cytoplasm.
GGUGGAAAAACACCGAGAACGACUGAGCUCCGAGAAACAGGGAGGAGCCACCGAGAGAGAAAUACCGCUGCUGCACUUCUCCAUCUGCCGGGGCUCCAGUCAGCUGCAGUGGGAUGUGUGGAGAGUUUAGUUCCUUAACGUUUCAGUUUUCUGGGCGGUUUGUCUGUUGAAGUAACUUUAUUUAUUGUUAGCUUUCUUGGCUAAUUGUUCCUGCUGCUUACAUGGCCAGCUAGCGCUACGACGCUAACCGUCGUUAGCUGCGGAGCCGGGUGAAGCGAAGAGCCGAGGGGGAGUGGAAUGGCAGGAAUUCACUCGGGUUCCCUUUCCAGAAGAGACCACAAGUGAACAAAGUAAAACAUUUACUCGACUCCCUGAAUCACCGGUUGUUGGUGUUACUGUAAUUCCCAUCAUGGUGCAGAAGUAUCAGUCACCUGUGCGGGUGUAUAAACAUCCCUUUGAGCUGGUGAUGACGGCGUACGAACGCCGCUUCCCCACCUGCCACCUCAUCCCCAUGUUUGUGAACAGUGACGUGGUAAAUGAGGAGACGAGCGAGGACGGCGCUACCCACAGGAUCAAGCGCCGCUGUGCCCUGGAUGUCGAUGCACCACGUCUUCUUAAAAGGAUUGCUGGUGUAGACUAUGUGUACUUCAUCCAGAAAAACACACUGAACAGAAAGGAGAGGACUCUGAUCAUUGAAUCUCACAAUGAGACGUUUUCCAACAGGGUCGUUGUCAGCGAGACCUGCUGCUAUUCAGUCCACCCAGAGAAUGAGGACUGGACAUGCUUUGAACAAACAGCCAGUUUGGACAUCAAGUCCUUCUUUGGCUUUGAGAGCACUGUGGAGAAGAUUGCCAUGAAGCAGUAUGCCAGUAGCAUCAACAAGGGAAAAGAAAUCAUUGAGUUCUACCUGAGGGAGCUUGAGAAUGAGGGCGUCACCCAUGUUCCCCGCUGGACUUGCUCCUCCAUUUGUCCCGCUCUCCCUGCACCAAACAGUCUCUCCACCAGCCCGCCCGAACUUCAGCUCACCAGCACGCCGGCUGUUCCUGCCUCGCACGCUGCUGACACCAAAGAUGCCGCCUCACAGGAUGCAAAGCAGGAUAGUGGUGCCCUUCAGGGCGACAGCCUAGCAGAGAUCCAGCCUGGUACACCUGAAGACAAACUGGAUGCAGACUAUAUCAAACGUUACCUGGGCGACCUGACGCCUCUGCAGGAGAGCUGUCUCAUCAGACUUCGCAAAUGGCUUCAGGAAACGCACAAGGGAAAGAUCCCUAAAGAUGAGCACAUCCUGCGCUUCCUGCGGGCCAGAGACUUCAACAUGGAUAAGGCACGGGAGAUACUGUGCCAGUCUCUGACGUGGAGAAAGCAGCACCAGGUGGACUACCUGCUGGAGACCUGGAACCCUCCGCAGGUUCUUCAGGACUACUACACCGGCGGCUGGCACCACCACGACAGAGAUGGUCGUCCUCUGUACAUCCUGAGGCUGGGCCACAUGGACACCAAAGGUCUGGUGCGCGCUCUUGGAGAGGAGUCUCUGCUCAGACAUGUGCUGUCUAUCAACGAGGAGGGCCUGAGGCGCUGUGAGGAGAACACCAAGCUGUUUGGUCAGCCUAUCAGCUGUUGGACUUGUCUCGUCGAUCUGGAGGGGUUGAACAUGCGUCACUUGUGGCGGCCAGGGGUCAAGGCGCUGCUGAGGAUCAUCGAAGUUGUGGAGGCGCACUACCCAGAGACUCUGGGACGGCUCCUUAUCUUGAGAGCACCAAGAGUCUUCCCAGUCCUUUGGACACUGGUGAGCCCAUUUAUUGAUGAAAACACCCGAAAGAAGUUCCUGAUCUAUGCAGGAAAUGACUACCAGGGUCCUGGAGGGCUUGUUGAUUAUAUCGACAAGGAAAUCAUCCCUGACUUUUUAGGAGGAGAGUGUAUGUGCGAGGUACCAGAGGGCGGCCUGGUUCCAAAGUCCAUGUACCGCACACCCGAGGAGCUCGAGAACGAGGAUAUCCGUCUCUGGACCGAGACAAUCUAUCAGAGUGCCAGCAUCUUUAAGGGAGCUCCGCAUGAGCUUUUGAUCGAGAUCAUCGACGCCGCCUCAGUUAUCACCUGGGACUUUGACGUGUGCAAAGGCGACAUCGUUUUCAACAUCUACCACUCGAAGCGAGCCCCCCAGCCACCACGCAAAGACCCCCUGGGAGCCCACGGCAUCACCUCCCCAGGAGUCAACAACGUCCAGCUUAUUGACAAGUCCUGGACUCUGGGGCAAGAUUACAGCAUGGUGGAGUCCCCUCUGACCUGCAAGGAGGGUGAAAGUGUGCAGGGCUCCCAUAUAACCCGUUGGCCAGGUUUCUACAUCCUCCAGUGGAAGUUUCACAACAUGCCGGCAUGCUCAGCCACCAAUUUGCCCCGGGUGGACGACGUCCUGGCCACCCUGCAGGUGUCCUCGCACAAGUGUAAAGUCAUGUACUACACUGAGGUGUUGGGCUCUGAGGACUUCAGAACGGCUUGCUGUGAUGUGCAGAGUUUGGGUUCGAUGACCAGCCUGGAAUCAAGCCACAGUGGUUUUUCUCAGCUCAGCGCUGCUACCACCUCCUCUAACCACUCCCAGUCCAGCUCCAUGAUCUCCAGGUAGAACCUGGCAGCACCGGACUUCAGACCCUGAUUCCCUCACUCCACAGCCUUUAUCAUCAUCGUGGAAAUCUUCUUCCCCACGUCCCCUCUCAUUGAACUUUAUCGCACAAAUAAAAGAUAAAUAGUUCUGAAACUUAGGCAAAAAAGAAAGAUUUAAAGGGCUGAUUUUUGCACAAAGGUCAUAUUUUUAUGUCGGACCAUUCACAGGAGGCUCGCUUGCCAGGGUGGAAAUGUUAAAGGUCAGUGGGUGGAGCUCUGUGGAGGCGCAAAGAAGCAAUAUUUAUUUUCAUGUUGUGGGUCCGGAGAGACACACUGGAGGGCGCUGUUACAUUUAUGCAUUCACGUCAGCAGCCACUUACACAGUACUGAGACGACUCAUACCUCACUCAUGCUGUUACAUAAAAACACACAGAUGUUUAUGACGUGCACAAAUGAAACAUUUGCCACAUUGUUACUGAAAAAAGGGGGUUUGUGUUAGUAGUUUAUUGGUCAGAUGUAGGUGAGUUAAACAUCCUAACCGACCUGGCUCCAACAUCCAUUGCUUAUAAUUUAAACUUGCUGCAUCACAACAGUUCUGUUGUCAAAUUUCUGAAUUUAAAAGGGAACCUUUCCCACCUUGAUGAGCAGAUGAAUAUUAGACCCAGGUCUGGGAUCUUGGUGAGGUAAUCUGCCAGCAGCAAUAAUGCAGGAUGGACUUUCUACUGUGUGAAAUAUUAAUAUUUAUUAUUUAGAUGCAUGUGGGGUAGUGCACAGGCAGACAAAAAGAAAACUGCCACAACACUUUAACAUUUUGUCAGGAGAGAAGGAAAAACAACUGGCAGUAUUUGUGGUGCCGCUCAGCUUGCUUUCUGUCUGCACAAACGUGGGACUCCGAUCAAGGAUAGACACCUCUUCUGUGAUUGGUGAAUGUGCUGCUGUCCACUAAACCAAUGAUAAGCCUGAGUGGUGAAGUUACUGGUUGGCGCUGAUGGUCGUUCUCAUCUUCAGUGAUUCAUUGAGAUUUUCCAGCGCAGAUAUAGGAUGAUGAUGUUAAAUGUGUACUGUAUGUGUGUGUGCUGGUUUGACAGCUGUGGAAACGAGAGCAUGAUGGGUGAAGGGGUGCGUUUCUGCAUGCACACAGGAGUUUACUGAUUUAUUAUUUAAGAAUUAAGAGAGCCAUUUUGAAGAGCCAUGUGUCGAUAAAUACCAUUUUAGCCUUUGUAAAAAUCACUUAGAAAUGUGUCUGCUAUUUUCGAGGUGACCACUGUAACAUUUCAAAAUGCAACACUUUCAUGCAACAGUUUUUAAUACAGUUUACUUUAUAAUAUAUUCAAAAAUGUUCUUUGGUGGAAGUUAGCCUCCUGAAAAUAGCUUUUUGAUAACCAGAACUGCUCAUUUGUAACUAACAAAGGUCAGGGGUUGUCUAAAUGUCAUUAACCUGCAAUAAGAUGAGGAAAAGGACCUCCUCUGAAUGAGAAGUAGAAGUGUGUGUGAGAUGGUGUAAAAAUAAUGAAUGUUUGCUGCAGAUAUAUAAUAAAAUGUGUUUUUUGACCCUGUAA